AUGGCACCUAUCCAUUUCAUUGUCAUCAUCCAUCUUUUCCUUGCAAGUGCUGUUUUGGCAUUACUCGGGCCAGGUCGUAUGGCUGUUGGUUAUCGGCAUGCUCAUCCGGCACAGGUUGAGAGUUAUAGAAAAGCCGGGGAUGUUCUUACCUGGGAGCGGAGUGAGACUUCAGAAGAAAGCUUUUCAACAUUCGGAAUUGGUGUAUACAUGUCUCCGAAACGUAACGGAUGGGUUUGGAAAAAACAGAUAGGAAACUAUCACUGCCUUAUUACAGCCGAUGAAGCUGCUUUUACCCAGAAUUCGAAAGUCAAAAUCCCUACUUACGUGGUAACCAAGAGUGGUUUAAGAAGACCGAUUGAGGGCAUCCUGGGGUGGGUCGCAGAUUAUAUUAAAGAACAAUGCGCAGAUCCGGAUACUGCUAUUCGUCUUCCUUUGAACAGUAAGGGGAAAAUUGAGAUUAUGAUUCCCCCAAGUGAUCUUAACCAAGCUGGGGCGGAUUUGGAUCUCAGGGUGAUUUGUGAACAGAAUGUGGACGACUUACCGGACAUUGAGAUCAAUCUCAAUAGUCCUGCAUGGACAGCCAAUGCUGUGGGCAAUUAUGACUCAGAGCCAUCGGUGGAAGAUUUGGUCUGGAACUGGAGUGAUGACGAUGAAUGA
Molecule: messenger RNA, 657 nt
Organism: Penicillium lagena
Lineage: Eukaryota; Fungi; Ascomycota; Eurotiomycetes; Eurotiales; Aspergillaceae
Exons: 3
Coding region: 1-657 (218 amino acids)
Source: RefSeq, a predicted model, not a curated record